AUGAAUAACUCUUACAGUAUAUGGCCUAUGAUAGCAUUUCCGCUCAACUUGCCUCCAAACAUGUGCAUGAGGACGGAGUAUAAUUUUCUUACUAUGUUACUUCCGGGCAAGUAUUCUCCAGGAAAGUGCUUGGACGUGUACAUGAGGCCAUUAAUCGACGAGCUCCUACAGUUAUAUGAAAAUGGAAUCCAUACUUUUGACAGGUAUAGUAAGACUUACUUCUUCAUGAGAGUAGCGGUUCUUUUUACCGUCAAUGAUUUUCCUGCUUACGGGAUGAUGUCUGGUCAAACUACCCAUGGAUACAAGGCGUGCCCUGUAUGUAUAGACGAGGUCAAUUCCAGUCAUCAUGCCCACAAAAUUGUUUACUUAGGAUCCCGUAGAUGGCUUCCACCGGAUCACCCGUGGCGGUACGAUGCACAAGCAUUUGAUGAGAUUGUUGAGCAUGGCUCGAAACCCGAAGGGAGGUCUGGUCAAUGGAUUCUGGAUAUGCUGAACCAGCACUGGUUUGGAAUUUUGAGCAGCGCUAGGUAUGUAAACGACCAGAAUCCUCCCACCCCUGAAGAGUUUAAGUAUUGGACGCACAGGAGUUCAUUCUUUGAGUUGCCUUACUGGUCGACGUUGAAGAUCAGACACAACUUAGACGUCAUGCACAUAGAGAAGAAUGUUUGUGACAGCAUCCUUGGAACAAUUCUAGACAUCAAAGACAAGACCAAAGACACCGGCAAAGCUCGUGCUGACCUUCAAAAGAUGGGUAUACGUCGAAAGCUAUGGAUAAAGCUAAACAAAAAGACCGGCAAACAUGUAAUGCCUCAAGCAGGCUACACGGUUGUUCCUAAUAAGAGGUUGGAGAUAUUUAAGUGGCUUUGUGAGGUUAAGUAUCCUAGUGGGUAUGCCGGAAAUAUAGCUCGAUGUAUUAAGAUGGGGGAAAAUAAGAUUAUCGGGUUGAAGACCCAUGACUGUCAUGUUCUCUUGCAACGUCUUCUUCCUGUGGUCAUUCGCCCGUAUUUGCAGAGUGAUGUGGUUAACACGUUGGUGGCUUUGUCCAACUUCUUUCAGAGGUUAUGUGCUAAAGAGCUAAAAAAGUCAGAGGUCCGGUCAUUGCAAGACGAUAUUGCGCAACUUGGAGAUUACAAGAAGACGAACAGGAACAAACGUUUCCCUGAAGGUUCGAUCACGGCGGCUUACAUUUCUAGUGAGUGUGUAACCUUCUACAACACAUAUCUUAAUGAUGAACACACGGGAGGGGAAUCUUCAAGAGGGGGAAAUCAAUUCCAUUUAUCAGUUGUUUCCGACGAAGUACAACCGUAUGGCAGGCUAGGUAGGGAAUACAGAUUGAGUCGCGAAGAAUUGAAGGAGGCUCAUUG
Messenger RNA from Fragaria vesca subsp. vesca, 1364 nucleotides. RefSeq lists its product as uncharacterized. The annotation marks the transcript as partial. The record is from RefSeq and is a predicted model, not a curated record. The transcript is spliced from 2 exons. Lineage: Eukaryota; Viridiplantae; Streptophyta; Magnoliopsida; Rosales; Rosaceae.